UAGGCCUUCAGCGUUCUACACCUUGACCUUAGAACAGGCAGCUCAAAGAGGAAAGAGGCAGACAAUCUCAGCAGCUGUGGCACAGAAGCUGACCUCUUUGGAAAUGUCACCUGGGCUCUUCUCAGCUGGUUUCCAUUUGGGUUUGAACAAUGGAAGCAUCCACAGGAGAUUGGAGGCAGGAGGAAAGAGAGGUAAUUUCAGAAAAAUGAGGAUACUUAGUAGUGCUAUACUCAUGGCCUACUGUUAUUUGUUGAAAGCAUUCACUAUCUCAGCUCCUCAGGACCUGUAUGUGGUAGAGUAUGGCAGCAACGUGACAAUGGAAUGCAAAUUCCCGGUAGCAAAAGAGUUAAACCUGUAUGCAUUAGUUGUCUACUGGGAAAUGGAGGAUAAGAAAGUUAUCCAAUUUAUAAAUGGGGAGGAAGACUUGAAGGUUCAACACAGUAGCUACAGCCAGAGGGCCCAGCUGUUGAAAGACCAGCUCUUUUUGGGAAAGGCUGCACUUCAGAUCACAGAUGUGAAACUACAGGAUGCAGGGGUUUACUACUGCUUGAUCAGCUAUGGAGGCGCCGACUACAAGCGGAUUACUCUGAAAGUCAAUGCCCCAUACCGCAAAAUCAACCAAAGAAUUUCUGUGGAUGAAGUCACGUCUGAACAUGAGCUAACAUGUCAGGCUGAGGGUUACCCCAAGGCUGAAGUCACCUGGACAAACAGUGACCACCAAGUCCUGAAUGGCAAAACCACUAUCACCAGUUCCAACAGGGAGGAGAAACUUUUCAAUGUGACCAGCACGCUCAAAAUCAACACAACAGCUAAUGAGGUUUUCUACUGCACUUUUCGGAGAUCAGGUUUUGAAGACAACAGUACAGCUGAGUUGGUCAUCCCAGAACAAGGUAGAGUUCCAGGAAGGACUCACUUGGUAAUUCUGGGAACUGUCCUUGUGCUACUUAUAGCCCUGACGGUCAUCUUCUGUCUACGAAGAGAUGUGAGAAUGAUGGAUGUGGAAAAGUAUGGCACUGGAUACGUGAACUCAAAGAAACAAAAUGAUACACAAUUUGAGGAGACGUAAUCCAGCAUUGAAUCUUCUGAUCUUAAAGCAGGGCUGCUCGGCCUGUGGUUCGGGUUUGCCGGAUGGAGGAUGACCAGAGCACGCAAUGGGCCGGUGGGCUGCAGACAAUGUAGGACUUAAAAGAAAGAUAGAGUUAGAAAAUAUAGCCUGGAAGGAAACCUUGAUACCUCAAAAUGACUGGGAGACUCAUCAGUACAUAUGAAAGGGAGAAAGGACACUUCUGAAUGAUGUUCUCCAUGCAAAUUGUCCGUCGCUCAUCCUAGGAAAACAAGUUGAGAUUCCCUGAUUUAAUGGUCAAUUCCUGCAGAGGUGCCCUUUGCCUUCACACAACGUCUUGAAUGAUCUUCUGUGCAAGUGAGAGUCCCAGUGUUGUAACAGUAUUUGAAUACGAGUCAUUUCUAUUUAUUUUGCAUCUUUGGGGUCUUGUCAUGUGCGUCUUUGGGGUCUUGUCAUGUGAGUGUGGUUAUGAAUGAUUUAUUUUGAAGAUAUAUUGUAGCAUAAGUUAAAAUUGUGUCACCAAACUAAACACACCACUUGUAUAUGUCCAGUAGAAUGUAUAGUAUUUGUAAGGUGCUUUGUAAUUAUUGGUGUACGAGAAGCAUAUAGAACGAACCAUUGGUUUGUAUAGGAUAUUACCCUAGUUAACUCAUUGAUACUUCAGAUGACUUGAAUAAUCUUACUAUGAGACCUCAAAUGUUUCAAUAAUCUUAUUCUUAGACCUUGAGGUAAGGUACAUUACCACAGUAUCUGUUGCAUUUAAAUAUCAGCUUUACAACGAUGUGGUAUCCUACAGGCAUAAUUUUAUUUAAUCUCUGUUACAAAUGUGUUGUGGAAAACUCAAUUUUUACCCAUUUCACAGCUGAGGGGUUGAUAAGUAGCAAACCUCAGAUUUUUGGGACUGUCACCACUGUCCUUUUAGAAUACAAUCUGCAGCUGUGUUUUACUCUAAGAAAUUCAUUAAAAAAAAAAGAAGUUAAUUCAUCCAGAAAACAUUUAGGAAAUGCCAUUGUAUGUCCAUUACUGUGCCAAGCAGUGAGUCCACAGAUGUGAACAAGAUAAAGUACCUCCCCUAAAGGAGCUCCUAGCAUAAUGGGGAGGUUGACAAGAGAAUUUAUUAUUACACUUCUGUGCAGUGUCACAGCAUAAGGUGUUAAGGGAGAAUGAGAGUGUGAGGAAUAAGGUCUAGACAUGCUGCCAAAACAAGUGAGGUCACUCUGGGUGGCCAGUCUACCCAAUAUGCUCCUGGACAAUUGAAAAUAUUUUAACAAGGCAAUUUUAGUUUAUGAGAUGUCAAUAUUUUUAGGUUUUUAAGAUGUCAAUAUUUUUAAAAACUGUAGAAAAUAACUCUCGAAUUAAUUUUCCCUCAUUAUAUUUACCCCUGAUUUAUUUGCCUUUGCCAUACAAACUGAUGCCUCUUUAUAUACAUAGUGUCUGGUAUUAUUUAGCAGUUCUUUUUUUAUUUUAAUGCAUUUGAAUUUUGAGUUUAUACCUUUCCAUGAUUCAAAAUUCAGAAAGUCCAUUAGGAGACAAUGAAACGUCUCCAUUCUAUCCUGGUGGUCAUCAGUUUCCCUUUCUAGAAGUAACCGCUCUUGCCUUUUGUUUACUUUUCUUCUGAAAAUAUUCUAUGAGCAUAUGUGGAAAUAUUUAUAUAUACACAGUAUAUAUUUUUAUGUUUUACCCUUUUUCACAUAAGUGGUAACACAUUAUGUGUCUGCUGUGCACCUUGCUGUUUUUAUUUAUAUAUUAUUUCUUAUAUAGCACCCAGAACAAUUCUGAAGUUCCCAGAGGUCAUGCAUUAUGAUUUGUUAGUUUCUAGGCCAUCUUUUCUAUAGCCUCUUAGUAUCUUUCAUAAGACUUAGUGCAUGCUGUAUAUCAACAUGUAGACAACCAGCAUUCAUUGAGUACCUGCUUUAUGACUGAGUUUGGAUUUGGUUCAUUUUGUCUUUCUCAAAAUGGGUCAUGGGUUCUUUAGGGUACACUGGGUCCACUUAGACCUGAAGGGUAAUUUUAUUACUUGUCCUGUAUGAUGGAAUUAUGCCUGGAACUUGUUUAUUUACUUUUUUUUUCUGUUUUCUUGAGUAGAAACUUGACUUUGAUGUUGCACUUAUAAAAUUGCACAUUCUUUUUGGAAAUUCCAGUAGACUAUUUGACCCUAGACCCUCAUCUGUGCCAGGGAAGGCCCAUAGGCUGGGCUUAAACCCUUGAGUCCUGCCAGUUCUCAUCACUACACAGGCCUCUUAAGAGUAACCUUCCGACGGUAUUGCGGAUGCCCUCUCAGGAGCUCCCAGAAUAUUCCUUCACUCUUAACCAUUUAUGUGGAUUGAUGAUAAGGAAAACCUUCUUUGCUUUUUAAUGUGUGAAAGCUGAAGACAGAAUCUCCAACAGAAUGUCUUCUAUUAUUUACCGCAUGUUUAUUUGUACAAUAUCUCUUGUUGGUAUGAAGUACAAGCAAGGAUCCCGGCUGAGCAAGACGUGCAGCCAUUCAGCUUAUUCCUGAGUAUUAAUGGCAUCUCAUGAUGUUGGAUUCAUAAAGCACUUUAUCCCUUUGUCUUGUGUUUCAUUGUAAAUGGUAUAGGCAGAAAUGAUAGCUAAUUCUGCAUUUGAUUGUCACUGUAUACACUUUAUUAAC
This is a messenger RNA of Artibeus jamaicensis (Jamaican fruit-eating bat), 3695 nucleotides long. RefSeq names its product CD274 molecule (gene CD274). NCBI's taxonomy places the organism in Eukaryota, Metazoa, Chordata, Mammalia, Chiroptera, Phyllostomidae. The transcript has 8 exons. The coding region runs from base 104 to 1066 and encodes 320 amino acids. The record is from RefSeq and is a predicted model, not a curated record. Gene Ontology annotation, cellular component: external side of plasma membrane. Gene Ontology annotation, biological process: positive regulation of T cell proliferation; immune response; negative regulation of T cell proliferation.